AGUUAAUGUAACCUUGACAUGUCAUGGGACAUCGCACAUGAUGUCUUUCAAGUAUCAUUGUACUCAUAUAUCCUCUAUAUUAGAACUAAGAAAUUAGGCACAGCCGACAAAAUGAGUAUAUUGAUGGUACCUAAUAAUGGGCCAGUUAGAAACACACCCCAUGUACUACUAUAUAGCCUAGCCAAAUAACAAUUUUUGGUUUGAUAUAUGAAAAAUCUAGUGUCAAGAAUACAUAGAAGCAACAAUGGAAGCAAUUGUGGAUGAUUUUGAAGGAGAAUUGAAGGCAUUGAGGGAGGUUUUCAAUAGUGGAAAGACAAGGGAAGCAUCAUGGAGGAGAGCACAACUAAAAGGGAUACUCUCUCUCCUCAAGGAGAGAGAAAGUGACAUCUUCAAGGCUCUUUAUCAAGAUUUGGGAAAACAUCAUGUGGAAGCUUAUAGAGAUGAGAUUGGAACAGUGGCCAAAUCUGCAAACUAUGCACUUGGGAACUUAAAGAAAUGGAUGUCUAGCAAAAGAGCUAAAUUGCCACUAGCUUCAUUUCCCAGCUCGGGGAAGUUGAUUCCUGAGCCUUUUGGUGUUGUACUCAUCAUAUCAUCUUGGAACUUUCCAUUUGGGUUAUCAUUUGAACCAAUUAUCGGCGCGAUAGCAGCAGGAAAUGUAGUAAUCCUAAAGCCUUCCGAGCUAGCUCCAACAUGUUCCUCGGUUCUCGCUGACUCCAUACGCGAUUACCUUGAUAACGCCGCGAUUAGAGUCAUCGAAGGUGGACCCCACGUCGGUGAAAAACUUCUUCGACAUAGAUUCGACAAGAUUUUCUUCACAGGCGGUGCGCGAGUGGGCCAGGCUGUCAUGACAGCAGCUGCAAGAAAUCUGACUCCUGUGACUCUGGAGUUGGGUGGCAAAUGUCCUGCUGUUGUUGAUUUCAUCUCUAGUUCUAGGGACAGAAAGAUUGCUGUGAAAAGAAUUCUUUGGGGUAAAUUUGGCGUGUGCGCAGGCCAAGCUUGUAUUGGAAUCGAUUACAUUGUCACGUCGAAGACAUUCGCAUCAACUUUGGUGGAACUAUUGAAGAAAGAGAUCAAUACAUUAUUUGGAUACAAUCCGAAGGAUACUAAUACCGUUGCCAAGAUUAUAAACAACAAACAUUUUUCAAGAUUGAAAGGGCUUUUACUUGAACCUGGUGUCAGAUCUUCGAUCGCUUAUGGCGGUUAUAUAGAGGAAGACAGACUAUUCAUUGAGCCGACAAUAUUACUUGAUCCUCCGCUUGACACGGCGAUCAUGAAGGAAGAAAUCUUUGGUCCAUUGCUUCCAAUCAUCACAUUGGGUACAAUUGAAGACAGCAUUGAGUUUAUAAACUCAAGACCAAAACCACUAGCCAUCUAUGGCUUCACAAACAAUGAGAAACUGCAACAAAAGAUGAUUCGCGAAACCUCAUCAGGAAGCAUUACAUUCAACGACGCCGUCGUUCAGUAUGCAGCCGAUACGCUGCCGUUUGGAGGAGUUGGUGGCAGCGGCUUCGGAAGGUAUCAUGGAAAAUACUCAUUUGAAUGUUUCAGUCAUGAGAAGGCAGUGAUGGUGAGGGGAUAUCUUAUUGAUUUCGGGUUCAGAUAUCCUCCAUGGAAUGAUAAGAAAUUGCAGCUGCUUAAAUCUGGUUUACGAUACGAUUAUAUUAAGCUUGUUUUGAUUAAAUUAGGAUUGAAAAGUAAAGCUUGAUUAGUUGUUUUUUAUGUUCAAAUAAAUGUUGAAUGCUUUUAGUUUUGUUUUAUACAUGUAAGUAUUGGAAGUAUGGAUGUAUAAUGUAAUCACCUGCUAUGUAACAUUGUUUGUGAUCAUACAUAUAGUAUUAUUAUGAGUAAGGUACACAGGAUGGGUUCUGUGAUUUACCAAAAUUUUGGA
Messenger RNA from Helianthus annuus (common sunflower), 1888 nucleotides. RefSeq names its product aldehyde dehydrogenase family 3 member F1. Gene Ontology annotation, biological process: aldehyde metabolic process. NCBI's taxonomy places the organism in Eukaryota, Viridiplantae, Streptophyta, Magnoliopsida, Asterales, Asteraceae. The transcript is spliced from 9 exons. Gene Ontology annotation, cellular component: cytoplasm. The record is from RefSeq and is a predicted model, not a curated record. Gene Ontology annotation, molecular function: aldehyde dehydrogenase (NAD+) activity. Bases 245 to 1705 code for a protein of 486 amino acids.